This is a messenger RNA of Mitosporidium daphniae, 942 nucleotides long. RefSeq lists its product as uncharacterized. Bases 1 to 942 code for a protein of 313 amino acids. Gene Ontology annotation, cellular component: peroxisomal membrane. NCBI's taxonomy places the organism in Eukaryota, Fungi, Microsporidia. The record is from RefSeq and is a predicted model, not a curated record. The transcript is spliced from 3 exons. Gene Ontology annotation, biological process: peroxisome organization.
AUGUACCAAAAGCUGCAACCACGUGUUUCUCCCGUGUACUUUUAUCAAGCCAACUUAUUGCGAUCAUUGCGCUUCAUUGAUGUGGGGGGUUGUCUUAGCACCCUUCACUAUUAUUGCAUAUCUCUCUCGACAAAAGAAAUAUCCAAUUCAGCAUCUUUUCUUGAGCCAUCGCGAUCCGACGCACUGCUAAAUCUGGAUCCACUAACUCUCGAUGAAACCCUCAAUUGGGUUGAACAAGUCUUUCAAAGCUCAAACAUUUCCCAAGAUGGCCUAUUGCCUCCAUCAAAAGAAGUGUUUCCAUCCACCUCAUCCACGCAGCUGGGAUCAUCUUUCCCGUUUGCACCCCCACUUUCCGGCGGAACCUCAGAACUGCAAAUGUCCUUUUUCCAAAAGACCCUGUACAAAACUGCCAUAGCAUACAAGGUUUCUCGCUGCAAAUCGCGCAAAGCAGCAAAGCUGAACUUGAUCACUACUUUGCCGAUGAACUUUAUACGGAUGCUUUAUAGAAUUGUAUUUCUGAAGGCUAUAAAAUAUGAAUUCCCAGCAUCCAGCGUACCGGUUGUUGAGAGCGAAUCUGCCUUGAACAGUGUCAAAUCUCUCCGUAAGGCCCUCGAGAUAGACAUUCCCAUUCGAAGGAAUAUGACGGAACUGCAAAACAUGAUGGGCGAUUUUGCGGACGCCGUUGAUCAACUUCUAUGCACGCUCGCAUACUAUAUGCUGGAGGAGGAUCUCGCUCAUAUCAUCUUGCGGUGGAUGAUAUUGAUUUUCGCAUUUAUAUCCUUUUACAUGACUUCAAAUUUUCUCUCCACCAAUGCGCUUUUUGCUACUGCAGGCACGGCCCUGCUCGCAUACUGCCAUCCUUGGAUCAGAUGCUUCGUUAGCUCAUUUCUUAUGGUUACCAUGGACUAUAUGUACACGACAAAUUCUCAUCCGCACAUCUGA